Oncorhynchus nerka (sockeye salmon) is the source of this 3649-nucleotide messenger RNA. RefSeq names its product 5'-AMP-activated protein kinase subunit beta-2-like. The record is from RefSeq and is a predicted model, not a curated record. Lineage: Eukaryota; Metazoa; Chordata; Actinopteri; Salmoniformes; Salmonidae. The transcript is spliced from 8 exons. Gene Ontology annotation, cellular component: cytoplasm; nucleus; nucleotide-activated protein kinase complex. Gene Ontology annotation, molecular function: protein kinase binding. Gene Ontology annotation, biological process: signal transduction. The coding region runs from base 363 to 1163 and encodes 266 amino acids.
AACAUGCUCCAAUGACGCACAGCGACCGCUCUCUCUGGGUGGUGUUUUCUCUCUGCGCAGUGUUUUGGGAAACGCAUGAUCCAUCUUCGACUGUUGAAGGAAAGAUGCAUCGUUAAAACACUCGUAAACCUACAUUCGGGAAACCGGGCCCAGGUUAGGUGUACGUGUAUCACCUUUCAGUUCAAGAAACGGGUUUCUCUAUUUGUCCCAAUGUAUGUAUAGUUUUUCCUUGUGGUGUAUCCGUAGUUGGUGAUACGCAUUGUGAAGAAGAAUGUUGAUGUUGUUGAAGAGGAAGACUCAGUGGUAAACAAACUCCAAAUCGUGUAAUUUGCUUGUCCUGGCUGGAGACUGAGUGAAGGAUCAUGGGUAACACAGGUGACCGGAUGUCCGGUGAUCGCCAUGGCGCUAAGGCCCAUCGAUCAGACAGCAGAGGCAGCGACAAAGACCAUGAGCCCAGCAAGAUGGUGGACAGCACAGACGAUCCUAACAUCUUCAACACACACGGACUGGGGUCCUCCAAGGCGUCGGACAAGGAGGAGCCUGACCUGGAUGACUUGGUGAAGACAGGGCCUCAGUCCAGACCUACAGUCAUCCGCUGGGCCGGAGGAGGGAAGGAGGUCUACAUCGCGGGCUCCUUCAACAACUGGGGCAACAAGAUCCCCCUCAAUAAGAGCCACAAUGACUUUGUAGCGAUCCUGGACUUGCCAGAGGGAGAGCACCAGUACAAGUUCUUUGUGGACGGACAGUGGGUCCAUGACCCCUCAGAGCCAGUGGUGACCAGCCAGUUGGGCACCAUCAACAACCUGAUCGAGGUGAAGCAGUCGGACUUUGAGGUGUUCGAUGCUCUGCAGGUGGACUCUCUGGAGUCUACCGACACCUCAGAUCUGUCCAGCUCCCCUCCAGGGCCCUAUGGACAGGAGCAGUACAUGUUUAGGCCUGAGGAACGCUUCAAAGCCCCGCCCAUCCUCCCCCCACACCUCCUCCAAGUCAUCCUCAACAAGGACACCAACAUCUCUUGCGACCCAGCCUUGCUGCCUGAACCCAACCACGUGAUGCUCAACCACCUUUAUGCUCUCUCAAUAAAGGAUGGCGUGAUGGUGCUCAGUGCGACUCACAGAUAUAAGAAGAAGUACGUCACAUCUCUGCUCUACAAGCCCAUCUAACCUGUCUGUGUAGGUGCAGAGUGCUAUAGAGGGCGGCAUGUUAACACUGUACUGGGUUUAACCAUCGUGUAGCUGAGAUUGCACUAAACUAACAGUUUACUGAUGAGACUGGGGGCAAAUCUCAAAGGACACCCUUUUCCUUGUCCAGUGACCUACAGGGCUCCACAAAGGGCUCAAAGUAAUGCACUCGAUGGGGAAUAGGGUUUCAUUUGAGUCUCAGCGUGUGACCCUCACAAGGGAAAAUACUUAGCAUUCACAGUUUGAUAGCGAUAAGAAAAGGGACUGAGAAGGAGACUACUGUGUGUGUUUGUGUGGAGCACUUCUUUGCAUGUGGGCGUGUAGAAAGAACAUUUAGUUCCAUUAAAAACAUGACGGUUUGAAGAAAAGUCCUGAUGGAACUUGGAAAUGCAUAUAAUCAAGAUGAUGUUUUAUUAAAUGAGCUUUUAAAAGAUAUGAACACGGAAAGAGGGCCGUUGAAUGUCGCUGGCUUGGAUUAUGGUCCCAUUCUUUCUCCAUAUUAUUACUGUAGUUGGACAUGACUGGAGUAACUUCCUGGUUUGGUCCCAAUGGGUCGAUGACCACUAAUCGAACCAUGAUAUGCAAUUGGAUAGGCUGUAAAUUGAACUGAAUUAUAAUGAAGUCAAAGUAUAACAAAGGAUGGGAAUGAUAUCGUAUAGCCCGUUUCAGCCUAUCACACUGGCCAAAUCAACUUUGUUUCCACGUCAUUUCAAUGUUAGGACGUCUGUGCUCAUUGGGAUAUGAUUCACACUUUUGAAAAAUGGGAAAAUCCCUUUAAACUACGAGCUAGCUAAUAGCAAGCUGGGAGUGAUUGAGUUUUUCGGGAUGAAUCAAAAGUAUAUUAACGAGGGGUUCUCGUUGGGUAAUGUUGGGCCGUGGCUGUAGACCUGUGCUUUAUGUCUUUUAUGUCACGGUGAUGCAAGCACUUGAGUUACCCAUCCAUGUGUCUCCAACAAAUGCUUUAAGCAGGACUGUUGACAUAAGCUUUUAACUAUGCAGGUAUACGGAAAAAUAUUGCACAGUAGCUUUAUGUUGGACCUCGGUGUCCAAGCUGCAUUUUCUAGGCCUAGAUACAGAAAUGGCUGUGCUACGUGUCUCUCUAGCCCAUUUUCUAUUUAUCCAAUAGGAAUCUAUUUGUCUGUGUGCCAUAUUUAUAGCUUACACUCCCAAAUACUGGUUUGUCUUGAAUGUUGUGGAGCAAUUGAAUGUCUAGUACGAACAGUUUACUGUAGAAUAUGUGGUGGAUUUUAUGGAUUUCAAUCAAGAUUCAAAAUGUCAUUCUGUAAAGUAUAAAAUGGCCAAUAUGGAUUUCAAUCAAGAUUCAAAAUGUCAUUCAGUAAAGUAUAAAAUGGCCAAUAUGGAUUUCAAUCAAGAUUCAAAAUGUCAUUCAGUAAAGUAUAAAAUGGCCAAUAUGGAUUUCAAUCAAGAUUCAAAAUGUCAUUCAGUAAAGUAUAAAAUGGCCAAUAUGGAUUUCAAUCAAGAUUCAAAAUGUCAUUCAGUAAAGUAUAAAAUGGCCAAUAUGGAAUGUGGAAAAGCGUAAUUUACUUUCAUCAAGAUUGUUACAUUUGAGUGUUCUGUGAAUCAAACUUCACAUUUUUGACCAUACACCAUUUCAUAUUUGUACGUUGUAAGAGUACUGUACCUGUUGCUUGUGAUACCAGUAAUCAAUGUGGGCUGAUAUGUAGGUAUAUACUCCAAAGAGAAUAUAAAUAUAUAUAUGAGAUUUUAUUUGAAAAACUGAGUAAAGAAAUGAUUACUGAAAGCCAUAGCUCACUCUGAGACGAUACACUGCAACACCUUCCUAAUAUUGAGUUACACCUCGCUUUGCCCUCAGCCUCAAUUCGUCAGGGCAGGGCCAUGGACUCUACAAGCUGUCAAGUGUUCCACAGGGAUGCUGGCCCAUGUCGACUCCAAUGCUUCUCACAGUUGUGUAAAGUUGGCUGGAUGUCCUUUGGGUGGUGGACCAUUCUUGAUACACACAGGAAACCUCUGAGCGUGUAAAACCCAGCAGCGUUGCAGUUCUUGACACACUAAAACCGGUGUGCCUGGCACCUACUACCAUACCCAGCUCAAAGCUACUUAAAUAUUUUGUCAGACCCAUUCACCCUCUGAAUGGCACACAUACACAAUGUCUCAAGGCUUACAAAUCCACCUUUAACCGGUCUCCUCCCCUUCACCUACACUGAUUUGAAGUGGAUUUAAUAAGGGAUUAUAGCUUUCACCUGGAUUCACCUGGUCAGUUUGUCAUGGAAAGAGCAGGUGUUCCUAAUGUUUUGUACACUCAGUGAACGAUAUGUGAUAUUCUGGAACUUGAUUAGGUAAAAACAAAACUUGAAUUUUAAAUCUGUUAGCUAACAUGUUUUUGUUCUUCUCCAAAAUGCUUUGCAGCAUCAUUGUAAGCCAAGUACUGUAGAAGGUUGUUUCAGUUUGCAAAUAAAAAGGGGAGACAUGUUGACUCUAAAGUAUCA